Molecule: messenger RNA, 2516 nt
Organism: Xyrauchen texanus (razorback sucker)
Lineage: Eukaryota; Metazoa; Chordata; Actinopteri; Cypriniformes; Catostomidae
Gene: slc13a3
Product: solute carrier family 13 member 3
Exons: 13
Coding region: 191-1984 (597 amino acids)
Biological process (GO): monoatomic anion transmembrane transport; citrate transport
Cellular component (GO): membrane
Molecular function (GO): sodium:dicarboxylate symporter activity; succinate transmembrane transporter activity; citrate transmembrane transporter activity
Source: RefSeq, a predicted model, not a curated record
CUCGAGGGGUCUGUUGAGUUACGCACAGGGAGUUAACGAGUAAGCAAAUAGUCAAUCUUCUCUCACUGAGCUAAAAAAAUUAUAAUAAAGCAAAAGUAAUAAAGUUGGAUACCAACACUUUUACUUCAGAGCCGCAGCGGGCUACGGAGCAAAGACAAGGAAGCCACAAAGAAACGCGUUUUAUGCCGCUAUGGAUCCUGCACAAUUUUCAAAGAAGCUCUGGAGCGUGCGCCAACAGCUUAUUCUGAUUCUCGCGCCGCUGCUGUGGCUCCCUGUACUCUUCGUUGUGCCGCCAAAGGAAGGAAAAUGUUUGUAUGUGGUGUUGCUGAUGGCAUUGUACUGGUGCACUGAAGCGCUCCCACUGGCAGUGACUGCCAUGCUUCCCGUUUGCCUCUUCCCCACUAUGGGAAUCCUGCCUUCUAAGAAGGUAUGUCCACAGUACUUCCUCGAGACUAACUUCUUGUUCCUGAGUGGCUUAGUAAUGGCAUCUGCUAUAGAGGAGUGGGGUCUCCAUCGCCGCAUUGCCCUCAAGGUGCUGAAGAUCGUGGGAGUGAAACCGGCCUGGCUGAUUUUAGGGAUGAUGGUCACUUCCUCUUUCCUGUCAAUGUGGUUGAGUAAUACAGCCACAACUGCCAUGAUGCUUCCCAUUGCUAAUGCCAUACUGGAAAGUCUGUUUGGAAAUCUGGAGACUCUAAAAGAGAACUGCAAGGUCAAGAGUGACCCAGAGGGUGAUUCUGAGGUGAAGAUGCAUGUAUUGCCUUCUGAAAAACAGAUACUGACAACAGAUGACAAGCCUGACUGGACAAAUAGCUCAGAGCAAAAGAAUCUGGAAGAGAUCAGAAGAGAGUCAGAAUACCAGAUUAAAGUGUGGAAAGGAUUUCUUAUCUGUAUACCUUAUGCUGCAAGCAUUGGAGGAACAGCAACCCUCACCGGCACUGCCCCUAACCUGAUCCUGGUGGGUCAGCUGAAGAGCUACUUCCCUGAAUGUGACCUCAUCAAUUUCGGCUCAUGGUUUGUCUUUGCCUUCCCACUCAUGCUUCUCUUCCUCAUCUUGGGCUGGAUUUGGAUUGCCUUCCUUUACGGGGGGCUCAAUACACGACUGUGUAUUAGCAAACAUGAUGAACGUGCAGCUGCAGAAGCUAAAGCAAAAACUGUUAUUGAUGAAGACUACAAAAAACUGGGCCCAAUAAAGUUUGCAGAAGGAUCCAUUGCUUUCUUCUUCGUUCUUUUUGCUGUCCUUCUGUUCACCCGAGAUCCAAAGUUUGUGACAGGAUGGUCCGUUUUCUUUACCAAAGGUUAUGUAUCUGAUGCUGUUACUGGAGUCAUUAUCAUCUCCAUACUCUUUUUCUUUCCAUCCCAGCGUCCAUCUAUAUGUUGGUGGUUUGAUCCGAGAGCUUCAAAUACUCCAUAUGUACCCCUGUUGUCAUGGAGAAAGGCUCAGGAGUGUGUGCCAUGGAAUAUAAUUUUGCUGCUGGGUGGUGGAUUUGCAAUGGCCAAAGGCUGCGAGGAAUCAGGGUUAGCAGUAUGGAUAGGAAGCCACUUGGAGCCUCUUGCUCAGGUUCCUCCUGCUGUCGCAGUCAUCCUCAUCACAGCCUUCAUUGCCUGCUUCACUGAGUUUGCCAGUAACACAGCCACCAUCAUCAUCUUUCUUCCUGUCAUCGCUGAACUGGCCAUCCGUGUGAAAGUCAAUCCACUGUAUUUCAUGAUCCCAGCAACAACGGGAUGCUCUUACGCUUUCAUGCUUCCUGUGUCGACACCUCCCAAUUCAAUCGCCUUUGCCUCUGGACACCUGAUGGUCAAAGAUAUGGUGAGGACUGGGUUUGUGAUGAACAUCCUGGGAAUUAUGUGUGUGUCUCUGGCCAUGAACACAUGGGGUCUUCAAAUGUUUAAUCUACACAUGUACCCUGAUUGGGCAAGACCUUUAAACGAUACCUCCGUAACAGUGCCUACACAUACCAUACCAGCAAUGAAUAUGACAGGCUAGAGAACAGGCAUGAACUAGGACAUGCGUGUAUAUGCGCACAACGUAUUCUUAUGAUGUGAUUUCAAUCCAUGUAUAUUAGACCAAGUGAAAGAUUUAACAAUCAAAAUUACACAUUCAGUUUGGAUUCUGUAUAUACUGUAGAUAUAAGACUGAAAAGAAAUAGAAAUAGAACUCUUAAUUUGCUGAACUAAGGAAUUUCCCUCAGUGUAUGGCUCAACACACUACCGUGACCUCACUUCCUGCUCCGCACUGCCCUCUUGUGCCUUGAAGAAAACUUUAAAAGUUUGGGAGAUUUUGAAGAAGUAUAUAAUGUCUAUAAAUGUAGUUUAAAGCUGGUCUUUUAAAUCUUUUUAAAGAAUCCUAAGCAUUUUUGUAGGUUGUAAAUUUGUUCUAAUAAUGUCAUUUGUAUAAAUAGAUGUUUUCUUCCAGAUGUUAAUAUGCAACAUUUCAAUGUUAAAUUGUUAUCAUCUUGUGUUUAUUAUCCAUGAAACCUAAUUAAAUCUUUGAUCCAACAAAACUAUGUAGAGUUAUU